UAAUCCAAUCGGACAUCAGCAUUCACUCAUCUAACAAGUAACAUCUUUGAUCUUUCAAUUUUCAUCUUUCAUCUUUGUUCCAACUUCCAAUGGUUCCACAUAGCGUAGUAUUGAAGUAGUGUAUUUUAAUAAUAUCACUGUGUAGUGCGUGUUGGGCUAAACGAUGCCUCUAUUUGGAAAAAAGGAUUUUGGUAGAAAGUCAAAAAAGGAUGCGAAAGAAACAGAUAAGCAGCCAUCCAUUGAGGACAAGUAUGUUCUAAAAGACCUUUUAGGAACAGGCGCCUUUUCCGAAGUACGAUUGAUAGAGAGUAAGGAAAAUGGACAGCUGUUUGCAUGCAAAAUUAUAGACAAGAAAGCUUUAAAGGGUAAAGAGGAUUCCUUAGAGAAUGAGAUCAGAGUUCUCAAAAGAUUUAGCGAGAACGCAAAGGCAGAUGGUGGAGAGAAGAAAAUGUUUUCACACCCUAAUAUCGUACAGCUGCUUGAAACAUAUGAAGACAAAAAUAAAGUUUAUCUAGUAAUGGAACUCGUUACUGGUGGUGAAUUGUUUGACAGAAUCGUUGAAAAGGGUUCAUAUACUGAAAAAGAUGCGUCAAAUCUUAUCAGACAAGUUUUAGAAGCAGUGGAUUACAUGCAUUCUCAGGGAGUUGUCCAUAGAGAUUUAAAACCUGAAAAUUUACUAUACUACAGUUCUGAUGAAGAUAGCAAGAUUAUGAUUAGUGAUUUUGGUCUAUCGAAAAUAGAAGAUUCAGGCAUAAUGGCAACAGCUUGUGGAACACCCGGUUAUGUGGCUCCAGAAGUAUUAGCUCAAAAACCAUAUGGCAAAGCAGUUGAUGUAUGGAGCAUAGGUGUAAUAUCCUACAUAUUGCUCUGUGGAUAUCCACCUUUUUAUGAUGAGCAGGAUUCAAACUUAUUUGCACAGAUUCUCAAGGGUGAUUUUGAGUUUGAUUCACCCUACUGGGAUGAUAUAAGUGAGUCUGCAAAGGACUUUAUCCGACAUCUUAUGUGUGUGGAUGUUGAGAAAAGAUACACUUGCAAACAAGCUCUGGCCCAUCCAUGGAUAUGUGGUAAUGAAGCCAGCAGCAAGAACAUCCAUGGUACUGUGUCAGAGCAACUCAAGAAGAACUUCGCUAAAUCCCGUUGGAAACAAGCAUACCAUGCGACAACUGUCAUCCGUCAAAUGCAGAAACUUAUGAUACUUAAUAGCAGUAGCUCAAGUCGCAACACAAAUGCCCCAACUAAGUCUCAAAAUCAACAGCAGUAAUCGUCAUUAAAAAGGUACUUAUUAUGGCUGAGAUUUCAUAUAUAUAUAUAUAUAUAUAUAUUAUUGGCCAGUAACUCUACUGUCAUAUGUUUGAGAUUUUCUUCAUUAAAUGUCUUCUUUUUCAAGGUUAUGUUACUACUUAUGUACUUCAUAAAUAAUUUUUUAUGUAAAUCUCAGCCAUGCUUUGAAUAUUUAAGCUAAAAGGAUAAACUUAUCUUGAUACUUAAUAUGCUAAGAUCUGAAGUGUUA
This is a messenger RNA of Pieris napi, 1510 nucleotides long. Its product is annotated as calcium/calmodulin-dependent protein kinase type 1-like. The transcript is spliced from 2 exons. The record is from RefSeq and is a predicted model, not a curated record. Gene Ontology annotation, biological process: protein phosphorylation. Gene Ontology annotation, molecular function: calcium/calmodulin-dependent protein kinase activity; calmodulin binding; ATP binding. The coding region runs from base 164 to 1261 and encodes 365 amino acids. Lineage: Eukaryota; Metazoa; Arthropoda; Insecta; Lepidoptera; Pieridae.